This is a messenger RNA of Spirodela intermedia, 594 nucleotides long. The record is from the annotation of a GenBank genome assembly. NCBI's taxonomy places the organism in Eukaryota, Viridiplantae, Streptophyta, Magnoliopsida, Alismatales, Araceae.
AUGAAUACCCUAAACCAGUCCAUCGCUUCCAACGGGCACCCGUUGUUCCCUGCUAGCGGAGGGACAGCGCACUGCCCUCGUCAGGAUGCGGCCCUCCCGAUGUCUCUUCAUCUCCACCCGUCAAAGCCUCUGCGACCAAGCCCCUCCCAGAGAGCAUCCCUUCUCGCUUCGGACGGCGGGAGUAGACACGGCAAACUGGUUGUUGAGUUGGAGACUGGGGACGUCCUAUUGAAGCAGCAGACCCCGUCCGCGCUUGUGGGAGGGUUCCUCCACUCCCUUCUGCAGAAGAAGGAGCUCGAACAGCGCUCAACCCCGCCCAGAAUCACGCUUACGGUGUCGGUGGUCUCCGCGGUGAAGCUGGAGAGGAAGCAGAUGGACCAGAUCGCGAAGAAGAUGCAGAAGCUCACCGGCUUCCAGGAUCUGAAACUAGAGAACACCGUCGACCCCUCCCUCAUCGCCGGAUUCGUCAUCAGCUACGGGAGCGACGACGCCCAUGUCAUCGAUCUGAGCGUGAAGGGCCAGCUUGCUCAGAUCGCAGCGCGGCUCGAGUCUUCAGAUCAAAGACAAGGCUGGAAUCUCUCAGGGGGCCUCUGA